This is a messenger RNA of Monodelphis domestica (gray short-tailed opossum), 4848 nucleotides long. RefSeq names its product carbohydrate sulfotransferase 3 (gene CHST3). Gene Ontology annotation, molecular function: N-acetylglucosamine 6-O-sulfotransferase activity; chondroitin 6-sulfotransferase activity. Lineage: Eukaryota; Metazoa; Chordata; Mammalia; Didelphimorphia; Didelphidae. Gene Ontology annotation, cellular component: Golgi membrane. Gene Ontology annotation, biological process: carbohydrate metabolic process; N-acetylglucosamine metabolic process. The record is from RefSeq and is a predicted model, not a curated record.
GGUCACACAGCUAGGAUGUGUCUGAUGUCAGAUUUGAACCCAGGACCUCUUGUCUCCAGGCUGGGCACUCUACCCACUGAACCACCUAGCUGCCCAUGUGUUUUACUUUUAUGUCAGUGGAAUAGGUCCUUGUCUGUAGUCAGUCCUGAAUAAGCACCAUUAUUGGAUGGAUGGAUGGAUCUAGUCCAAAUCCCUAAUUUUAUAAAUAGUGCCCAGGAAGACUAUGUGGCUUGCCUAACUAAGAACUAGAAUCUAGGACUUCCUUACUCCUAGUCUUGUAUUCUUGCCCCUUAUGUAUCCAGCCUCAGCUUGUCAGGUCUACAUAUCAGGAUGAAUGUAAAGAAAUCCCUUGAUGGGCUGGAUGUAACAGAAAAAGAGACUCUUGCUAAUUGCCAUUUGCUGUACAGCUAAUGAUCAAAUAUCCACAGCAGACGGACUGAGUCACAUAAUUUUUGUUGGGAACCAUCCCCUUACUUGCCAAUAGGUCACAUAUGAUACCAUAAACCCCAGAACAAUUUGUUCCUGUUUCCCAGAGUGUCACAAGAAGAGGAAUGCACCAUUUCUCUAGGGAAAUCCUCUCUAGCUUUUGCCUUCCUUCUUAGGCAAAACAACAUCUACAAGAAAUCCUUCCUUCUAUCAAAGCAGCCAUGAGGGCAAGAAGAAUCGUUGAAGUCUGUUAUAUGAGCCACAAAUAAGGGCAGGGUUAGAUGCAUCUUGUUGCUGACCUUACUCUUAGAAACUGCUUCUCAUGGGAUCAUAGAUCCAGAAUUAAGAGGGACUUUAGAAGACAUCCAAUCCAACCAUUUCAUUUUUUACAAAGGAAGAAACUGAGGUCCAUGGAGGUUCAGUGACUUGGCCAAGGUCACACAGGACGUGGGUGUCCUCCACCUGAUGGCAAGGUCAAAGAUGUGGUCCAGCUAACUACACAAGGUUGAGUGCUGGACAGCUUGUUGGGAAGGGAAGGAGCUCCCAGAGCCCUUCCUUCCCUCUCCCCUAAUCCAUCCCCAUGGAAAAAGGACAUUUUUGGCCCCAAGAUACUCGGGAUCUUCUACACAGGCUGAGAAUGAGGAGCAAAUAUGCUCUUUUCCUGUUGUUUGUGGUUAUUGUUUUUGUCUUCAUUGAGAAAGAAAACAAAAUCAUAUCAAGGGUCUCCGACAAGCUAAAGCAAAUCCCACAAUCCCUACUGGAUGCCAACAGCACCGACCCAGCCCUGAUCCUAUCAGAAAACGCGUCCCUCCUGUCCCUGAGCGAACUGGAUUCUUCCUUCUCCCAGCUUCAACAACGGCUCCGGAACAUCACGCUGCAGCUGGGCGGGGAGUCCGAGGAGCUGCCCCUGGGCCCGCGCCGGCACAUCCUUCUGAUGGCCACCACCAGGACGGGCUCCUCCUUCGUGGGGGAGUUCUUUAACCAACAAGGCAACAUCUUCUACCUCUUUGAACCUCUGUGGCACAUCGAGAGGACGGUGACUUUUGAACCCGGAGGGGCCAAUGCGGCCGGCUCGGCGCUGGUCUACCGCGAUGUGCUGAAGCAGCUGUUCCUCUGUGACCUCUACAUCCUGGAGCACUUCAUCACGCCGUUCCCCGAGGACCACUUGACUCAGUUCAUGUUCCGCAGAGGGUCGAGCCGCUCGCUCUGCGAGGAGCCCGUCUGCACGCCCGUCGUCAAGAAGGUCUUCGAGAAGUACCAUUGCAAGAACCGCCGCUGCGGACCCCUCAACCUAACCCUGGCCACGGACGCCUGCCGGCGCAAAGAGCACAUGGCCCUCAAAGCCGUGCGCAUCCGGCAGCUGGAGUUCCUGCGCCCCCUGGUGGAAGACCCCCGCCUGGACAUGCGCAUCAUCCAGCUGGUCCGGGACCCCCGGGCUGUGCAGGCAUCCCGCAUGGUGGCCUUCUCCGGCAAGUACGAGAGCUGGAAGAAGUGGGUGGCGGAGGGAGAGGCCUCCCUGCGGGAGGAUGAGGUCCAGAGGCUUCGGGGGAACUGCGAGAGCAUCCGCCUCUCGGCUGAGCUGGGCCUGAGCCAGCCCUCCUGGCUCCGGGGGCGCUACAUGCUGGUCCGCUACGAGGAUGUGGCCCGGCUGCCUCUGCAGAAGGCCCGCGAGAUGUACCGCUUUGCGGGGAUCACCCUCACCCCGCAGGUGGAGGACUGGAUCCGGAAGAACACCCAGGCCUCGAGGGACGGCAGCGGCAUCUACUCUACCCAGAAGAACUCCUCGGAGCAGUUUGACAAAUGGCGCCUCAGCAUCCCCUUCAAGCUGGCCCAGGUGGUCCAGAGGGCCUGUGGCCCCGCCAUGCAGCUCUUUGGCUACAAGCUGGCCCCGGACCCAGCCACCCUCAUGAAUCGCUCCAUCAGUCUGCUGGAGGACCGGGGCAUCUUCUGGGUGACGUAAAUGGCCCAGGGGGACUGGAUCCGGAGCCUCGACCUCUCCCUGCCCCGCCCCCACCACACAGAACCGCGGAGAAGUCGGAGCAAUGACAGAGCCUCAGGAGGGUGGCGGGUGGGCACGUGGUGGCGAGGGUCACACUGUAAGAAGUUCAAUGAGCCAGGCAGUCCUUCUUGCUAGAGUAGUAGGCCUUAUCCCCUCCCACUCACCUCUUUCCUCUUCAUCCUUUUGCCACCAAGAUUUCCUAGAGCAGAAAGAGCCCAGGGCAGGCCCCCUACCCGCUUCUGGGACUCCCCAACCUCCAUCUCCAAGGAUGAAUUCUCCCCUGGAGGCUCCGAGGCCAGACGGGGCCUGUCCAGGGCCUGUCCGUGUCCUGACUUCAUUUUCAUACACUGAGAACGUCCUCUGCCUCCAGCCUCCUCAUCCCCGUCUUCAUACAAGUGCCUGCCUCUCUCUACAGGGUCCUUCUGUGCUAAAUACCCAGAGGCCUUUCCUCAUUUUUAUUACAGUUGUUGCGGAGGAAAGACCUAGCAGGAACACAGAGUCACAGCCUGGGUUACCAGAUGCUGGCCUGGGAUCAGACCAUUAACUACCGAGCCUUGUUUUCAGGGAAAAACUCUGAGGGAGGCCCUUUUUUCUUCCUGGUUCUCACUACCUCCUCUAAGCCAUAAGUUUCCUCACUUUUGUGGCAAAUGGGCUGUGUUCAAGGGACUUUGGACAAACCCUCAUCCAGCUUAUUUAUGACAUCCCCUUCCUCUAAGGGCUCUAUCCAAACUCAUUUGGCUCCGGGAGAGCCUCUCUCUCCUUGAUGGAUGUCCAGACUUUCCUAUGGAAGGCAUGAUCAAAGCUUGGCCUAAGGGGGACAGAUAAAAGGCUCUGCUAGAUGGAUAAAUCUUAAAACAAACAAGCAAAAACAACAAAACCCCAACAACAUAGGAUAGGGAGGGAAGGUACAAAGCACACUCAGGGGAGAAGGGGGAGCAGGACAGCCUAAAGCCUCUGUUUCUUUCUAGAAGACACUGGCUUUUUCCUUGCCCAAAUUCAGACCACAAAUUAGCCAUCAAGGCGACAGUCUGGAAGCCCCAUUCCUCCGUCACUCCCCUGAGGAUUUGGGGGAGAAAAAUUACUCAACUUGAUUGAGAACCAUUAUUUAGGGGUUUUAUGGUUUGGCUUCUUUAUUUUCCCCUCAGCAAAGAGUAUUGUUAGAGGUUGUUGGUAGAGAAGGCAGUUGGGGGAGACUUGAAGGAACUAUUUGCUGGGGUUUCCCUUUUACCCAGGGAGCAGGAGCCAUUGCUACAGGGGGUCCCCAGAAACAAAAGAGGCAGCUGGAGUUCAUUUGAGUCUGUUCAGUCCUCCCUUCCUCCCAUCACCAGUCCAGAUUUUUAGACGACAUCCAUUAUCCCUUUUUGCUUUUCUGAGGUCAUAGGGUGUUUCCCCUCCUCCUUGGAGAGGUACCCUGGCCUCAAGAUGCCAUUUCCAUGCACAUGUCUUGCUUUUAAAGACAACAUCCAGGACAAGCUCCCUCUGUCCCCUCCAGGGUCAGGGCCUAGAAAUUAACACCAAAAAUAGUUGUCUACGUGGUUAAUUAACUCCACCAGCAUUUAUUAAAGUGCCUUUCAGUUGCUAAAGCUCUAUACCAGGUCCUGGGCAUCCAAACAAAAGUCAGUGCCUGCCCUCCUGGAGCUUACAUUCUCAUGGGCAAUUCAGCCUAUACAAGACAUCUGGUCAUCCCAGGCCAGCAUGUUUGGCGAGAGAAGGGUGGCAUUCUAUUGUGGGACUGGUCAUAGCUCAGGGGAACAGGGAAGAAACAUCCCUAAAGGCAGUCAGGAUGCAGAGCGUCCAGAAGAAUGAUGGAGUCAUCCUUGUUUGUGGGCUAUUUCAAUUGGUGGGAGUCAUGGUCACAUCUGGAUGUCUCUGAUUCUUGAUUUUGAAUUCCAUUUAUGGGCAGUGCAAGAAUUUGACUCAAACACCCUCCCCCAGUAGAGAGAUCUUCAGUUUGAAUAGACUGGACUGGGACACGGAGAACCCAGUAACGAUAUCUGGGAGCCUCUUCCCACCUUAGGAUGUGGUGUUGUUGAAGACAUCUCUGGCAGGUCCAGAAAUGUUUUGUUAUUAUUGUUGUUUUUCUAAUGAGGAGACUACUUCCCCCUCUCCCCUAUCCCCAUCCCUUCUUUACCUCCUGGUUCCCCAGAGUGGGAAGAUACCAGCUCUAGCCAGUACCAGGCAACAGGCAUCAAGGAGUGAUGGGGGAGCCAUCGCCUCUACUCCCAGUGUGGCCUUCUGGGAGCUCCCUGCUCCUCACAUCUGCCUUCCCCCUCCUCCCACCAGAGAUUUUUGGAGAACUCUAUUAAGAAUGAACUUGGGAGGGAAGGGUUUCCUAUCUUUGGAAUAUUGUUCGCUGCAAAUUGAAUUAAUUUAUUUAUUUUGUGAAGAGAUGAAAAAUAAAAAAAAUAGUUUAUUUGCAGGGA